This is a messenger RNA of Urocitellus parryii (Arctic ground squirrel), 682 nucleotides long. It is a transcript of the gene Alg14, whose product is annotated as ALG14 UDP-N-acetylglucosaminyltransferase subunit. Lineage: Eukaryota; Metazoa; Chordata; Mammalia; Rodentia; Sciuridae. Gene Ontology annotation, biological process: dolichol-linked oligosaccharide biosynthetic process. Gene Ontology annotation, cellular component: UDP-N-acetylglucosamine transferase complex. The record is from RefSeq and is a predicted model, not a curated record. Gene Ontology annotation, molecular function: N-acetylglucosaminyldiphosphodolichol N-acetylglucosaminyltransferase activity.
UAAUGCGCAUGCGCCCUUCCUUUGCAUGGUGUGUUUUCAAAUUUUAGCUGCAGCGUUCGGAGCUGUGGCUGUGGUCCUAGUCCUACGACUAUGGAUAGUGCUUCGGCCCCAGGACGUGACGYCCCGGGAGUCUCUCAGUCUUCUGGUGGUGGCAGGGUCCGGUGGUCAUACCACAGAGAUCCUGAGGCUGGUUGGGAGCUUGUCCAGUGCUUACUCACCUAGACAUUAUGUCAUUGCUGACACUGAUGAAAUGAGUUCCAAUAAAAUUAAGUCUUUUGAACAAAAUCAAGCUAAUCGAGAUUGUAAUACCAUGUAUCCCCAAUACUACAUUCACCAAAUUCCAAGGAGCCGGGAGGUUCAGCAGUCCUGGUUCUCCACAGUGUUCACCACCUUGCACUCCAUGUGGGUCUCCUUUCCUCUGAUUCUCCAAGUAAAGCCAGACUUGGUGUUGUGUAAUGGACCAGGAACAUGUAUUCCUGUCUGCAUAUCUGCCCUUCUUCUUGGAAUACUAGGAGUGAAGAAAGUGAUCAUCGUCUAUGUCGAGAGCAUCUGCCGAGUAGAAACUUUAUCCCUCUCUGGGAAGAUUCUGUUUCAUCUCUCAGAUCACUUCAUUGUUCAGUGGCCAACUCUUAAGGAGAAGUAUCCCAAAUCUGUGUAUCUGGGGCGAAUUGUUUGACAAAUG